AUGAAGCUCUGUGCUGAUACGGUAAACUACGGUAUCUUCAAGUGUAACAUAAAUUUCAGGUACCUUUUUCAACCGUCGGAACCAUUUUCCAGCGUCUUUCUUAAAAAUCUGAAAAGUAAACAUCUGCAACAAUACAUUGAACAAAUACCCGCACAGCCCGGCAUAACGUCGGUGAUGAUCCCUCAUUUUUCUAUCAUUUCACCGAUCGGAUUACGCUCUGUUUUUGGAAAAUGUAAGCCUAUAAAUCAUUAUUUGUAUAAAAGCAAACAUCCGAUGUUCCCCUAUCCUUGCAUUACCCGGGUUUUUUCGCCAUAUAAGGCUGAAUUUGGACGUGUUUAUCGGAAAGUACCGCAGCAACAUUAUGGCACCUGCUACAUAUUUCCCCUUUGGGACUAUUAUCACAAAACUAAAAUGGCGUUGAAAAUUGAACUGCCGAAAUCAAAACCAAAAGGGACAUACGAAGGAAAAGUAGCAAAAGAGCAAAGAAGUAAAUUUUAUUUUUUUCCAAAAAUUUUGUUCCUUGUGUUCAGCACAAAAAAUUGCGAAAAGCGAAGCUCAAGACGUUGUAAUGUUUAAUU
Gongylonema pulchrum is the source of this 578-nucleotide messenger RNA. Lineage: Eukaryota; Metazoa; Nematoda; Chromadorea; Rhabditida; Gongylonematidae. The record is from the annotation of a GenBank genome assembly.